This is a messenger RNA of Carya illinoinensis, 3373 nucleotides long. RefSeq lists its product as uncharacterized. Gene Ontology annotation, molecular function: chromatin binding. The transcript has 7 exons. Bases 381 to 2939 code for a protein of 852 amino acids. The record is from RefSeq and is a predicted model, not a curated record. NCBI's taxonomy places the organism in Eukaryota, Viridiplantae, Streptophyta, Magnoliopsida, Fagales, Juglandaceae.
CCCUUCUGUCUUUCUCUCUCAAAAUCGGUCUGCUCAGCCACCCCACCCGCACCUCUUCUCUCUCACAAAACUCUUACCUCUUCGCACUAUUUCUCACUUCCACAUACACAAUAAUAGCUCUCUAUAUCUCUCUCUCUGCGUUCCUAAAUUACCCGCCAAAAAGGUUUCUAAUUAACGUACCUUAAUUACAACAAAAUACAAAAACAAAUUCAAAAUCCCCCUAAAACCCUUCUCUUUCUCUUUCUCUUUCUUUCUCCCUCGCUCUCGCUCUCCCUUUCUUCCCCCGCAUGUCUAACCCCUCCCCUCGGACCCCUCUCUUGCAGGUCUCUUGGAAUAUAUCCACUGGAACAGCGUCUUCUUGGGCUUUUCCUCUCUAAACAAUGGAUCAGACGGCGGGUGUUGAACCGAUGGAAUUAACCGAAGCGUCGGCGGUUUUGACUGGGGACAACGGGAUGAUUGAGGACGGCGGGGGAGACAGGGAUUUGGGGUCCCGGUCGACCAAGAGGGCCAAGAUUGAGCCUGGUCCGGGCCUCGAGCUGAAAAGAGUGGCGGAGAUCGUACUGGUGCUCUCCACGAUGGCUAGGAUGCGAGGCGGGAAGAGUCCCACGGAGGCUGAGGUGGAUUUGAUGGCGGAGGCCAGGGCCAAGCUGGCGGAGGCUUGUGCGGCCUUGGCGCCCAAGGAUGUGGUGGGUAGGGAAGCGAUUGGGACGGUCAUUGAGGAUUUGGGGCUCAAUGGGAAGGUGAAGGAUCAGAGGCUAGGGUUUCGAGCUCCCAAAUUGACGAUCAAGGAGAAGGUUGACAAUGCCAAGAGAAAGAUGGAUGAGUCUAAGAAUUUUGCUGCUCAUACUUCUACAUAUACUUCUCACCCCGUGCAACCAAGCUCUAGUACAUUAGCUGAAAAUCGCGGGACAUCACAUACUCUGCGUAGUUUUCCAUCAGAUAAACCAAGUCAUCCGGCAAUUUCUUCAGGAGGCAUCUCAGCUUCACCUUUAGGUCAUGCUUCUGCAACAACAACUUCAACAUCCCUACAGUAUCAAAUGCCAACCAACGAAGUUAGACCCACUAUAAUGUCUAGAGGAUCAUCUAGCAGUCAUUUAGGAAGAGAUCCUACUUCCGUACCAUUACCUAAAGUUGAAAGAGUACAGUUCAAAUUGGAUGGAGGAUCAAAUGGGUCUUCAUAUGCAUCACAAUUACAAGCAAAUUCUUCCGCAAAUCAGUCACUGGUGAAUGCGCCUACAUGGUCCAUACAAACCCAAUCUGCCUCAAUGGCUAAAAGUGGACAAGAAUACAAGGUUCCAAAUCACACUUAUGCAAAGGUCGAGGGAACUGUGGAUGUGAGUAUGUCACGAGUUGCUCCUCAAGCAGCAAGAGAUCAGAGCUUUAGGCCAUUUACAACACAAACAGCACCUGGGAAUUCACCUGCCAUGCAUCCGCCUCUGCAGGGCAUGAGCUUUGUCCAAGGCCCUUCAACUGGUAAUAAUCACAAUGAAGUUGCUAAGCUUGUUCAGAAGUUAUUACAACCACAGCGUCCCGAACAUCCUAAAUGGACUCCCCCGUCGAGGGAUUACAUGAACAAGGCUAUAACAUGCCAAACGUGCCAGAUAACAAUCAAUGAGGUGGAUAAUGUACUUCUUUGUGAUGCUUGUGAGAAAGGAUAUCACUUAAAGUGUCUGCAGCCUAAUCAAAAAGGAAUUCCCAGAGGUGAGUGGCAUUGCAUGAGGUGCUUGGCAUUGACCCAAGGGAAACCUCUGCCCCCAAAAUAUGGUCGUGUCAUGAGAAGUAGUACAAAUCAACCAAACGUAACUUCUGACAUGGCCAUGAAGGUGUCAUCUUCAGAGAAGAAAGUGGGAACUGUAGAUCCAAAGUUCAAUCAGCAAAAGAUGGCAGCAAAUGGAAGCUCAGGUCUACAGAGUCCCGCACAUACUGGUACUGCAGGCACCAAUCAUGCCGAGGCAGCAUCUGAUGUAAAGAUUCCCAAUGCAAGAGAAACUCAUGGAAAUAACAUUGCAUCCAGCAGCGCAGUUGUGGAUGAAAAACCUUUUUCUGAAGUUCCCCCAAAUAUCCCAUCAACAGUCUUUGGGGCAGUCUCUGUUUCUCCUUCUGUUGGCGCACCAAGCGUAAAUUCUUCUCAACAGAUCAAAGAUUGUGAAUUAUCUGCACAUGAAGAGAGAUCCUUAGAAGAAAAAACAGAGCCUCCUGCUAAAUCUGACCAUCCCCAACCCUUGCACAACUCACAAGUUGUUGAUUGGACAUACCCAUUGAACUGUGCUGAGGUUCCAUCAAAGUAUUGUUCUGACAGUGAUCUCACUAUCAAAGAACCAGAAAGUUCUCAAAUAAGACAAACUAGUGGGCAUACUUCUGGCGGUGAUACCAAGCAAUCUGACCAAUUUGUAGCACAGGCAAAUCCUUCUGGAGGUUUGCCAAAUUUUAGUGGGGCUAGUGAACAUUCAGGGCCUCCUUCAGAUGGUUUGCAUGGUGUUGAAUGGAUUGGCAAUGUUGUGCAUGUUUUAGAUGGGAAAUCAUUCUACCAGUCUUGUAGGGUCAGUGGAAUAAUUUACAAACUGCAGGAUCAUGCUCUUUUUCGUUCCAAUCAUGGCGAACUGAUUCCCUCCAAGCUUCAGUAUAUGUGGGAGGAUAGCAGAACUGGAUCAAAGUGGGUUAUUGUCACAAGAUGCUACUUUCCUGGUGACUUGCCUGAGAAUGUUGGACGACCCUGUAGCCCUGAGAGCAAUGAGGUAUAUGAAUCAAACCAUGAAAGCACGAUAAUGGCUGGUUUAAUCCAAGGCCCGUGUGAAGUUCUCCCUCCUGUUAAGUUUAGUGAAGAAAGUGAAAGACGGAGUAAGGCAGGAAUGGAUGCAAAAAUUGGAUUACAGCCAGUUUUCCUGUGCAAAUGGUUUUAUGAUCAGUUUAAAGGGGUGUUUCAACCGGUUCCCAGUUAAUAUCGUCAUGCACAUAUUUUGGCGAUGGAUGUGGUCUAGGUUGUUGCACUUUUUUGGUGCUCUCUUUAAUCAGUCUACAAUGUCAAGUCUUGAGCCGAAAGAAAAAGGGCAGGAAUGAACAAGAUUUGAAGUAGCUUCUUGAGCAUGUGAUAAAAUUUGACUGCGAAUUGGAUAUUUAGAAAGAAAAGAAAAGAAAAGGAGAAGAGGAGAAGAGGAAAAAGCUGCUAGAUGUACGAUUGUUCGUGAUCCAAUCCCUUUACCAUAUUAUAGUUUCCGGACCCUGAAUUUCACGUUGAGCUGCGAUUCCCAAAACCAUUGAAUAAGUUUAUUAUAGCUACAUAGGGUUAUACCUUAAUCGAAGUUUUAUUUUUGGUUGCUUAAGAUGGAUCCAGUCGUAUUAAUUCCUUUGCUAUUAUUAUAAUCUGUUCUCUCUC